UUAGAUUUACAGGUUUUGUUAGUAAAAUGAUGCUGUCUUAUCUGUGGUGCUGUCUUAAGCUCCGUGUCAGAUGACCCAAAGCAUCAGCUCCACCCCCACCCUAAUGGAAUUCGUUGCUCCCACUUCCCUACACCCUACCAGGACCUGCUUCCCUCCCACACACGGGCUCUCUUGACACAUCUCUCUCUCUCUGUGUCUCUCUCUGUCUCUCUCUCUUUCUCUCUCCCCUCCUCCCACUUUUUCACCCUCUUUUCUCCCUCCUCCUCCAGCCUGUCAGUAUUGUACCCCACCUUUCCUUUGACUAGAUGUUUGGUGUGUUUUGUGGUGGUCUUAUAGGUUUGUUACAAAGGAUAUUACCAAGGAUACUAAUGAAAUACCAGAUGAAAAGUUAGGCUCUUUCCAGGGGCAUCACCUUCCAGAAACAUCCAAGUGUUCAGCUAUCUAGGAAGUUCUCCACAUGUAGUCCUUUUGGAAUUUUAAAAGAGGCUUCAUUACAUAGGCAUGAUUGAUUAACUCAUUGGCUAUUGGUGAUCAAUCAACCUAACCUUCAGCCUCUCUUUCCUCCCUGUGUUUGGGAGGUAGGACUGAAAGUUCUAAAUUUCUAAUCCUACUUUGGUCUUUUUGGAGGGUCCAGCCCCCAUCCUGAAGCAAGCUAGAGGCUACCAACCAUCAGUCAACUAAUUAGCAUUUGAAAAGACAUUCUCACUUUGGAGAUUCCAAGGAAUUUAGGAGCUGUAUGGCCACAAAUGGACUAGAUAGAUAGAUAGAUAGAUAGCUAUUUUAUAGUAUUACAGAGGGUAUACAAAUAUUCAACCUAUGACAACUAUAAUAAAAUGCCAGAACAAUCUGACAUUUUGAGGUCUGUGUCUAAAACAGAGCCUUUGAAGGACUUGUUUCCAUGAGCAUGCUACUCAUAACCACACUGAUGCUUUUGUGUAAUUAAAUUUACAAAUUCUUUGCUGUGCUGCUGCUUCUUCUGUGGCUCUGAGCUUGGAGAGUUCCAGCCAGGCUCAAAGUCAGGAAGAGGAGGUGUGGUGGACUUUUGGGCUGUGCCGCUCAGCAGCUAGAAUGUGGUUGGCAGUCUCCUCCCCUUCCUGCACUUCAGCUCUACACAGUGUGCACUCUGGAAUGACAGGCAUUCCUGUGUGAAGAGAGCCUGUGUGAAGACAUCUUUGAAAGAACUACAAGUGCCCAGACCUGGAUACAGGGAUUAGAAACUCGGGCAUAUUAACCGACCUCGUGCCAUUUCCUGAUGCUUGUCUGGCAGUGACACCAAGAGAGGAUUCUGUGUCCCCUCCUUUGUGGAUUUAUCUUUUUAAGAAGUUUGCUUUGUCCAGGAGAGUUGGUUGUCGUGAGAUACAUCAGACAAUUUAAUCAUGGGGCAAGCUGAUGUCUCCAGACCGGUAAAUCCAGAUGCAGUGGAAGAAGCAGGCCAGCCCACUGCAGAUCCAGGCAUGAUCAUGGACAGUGUGGAAGCUGGAGACACAACUCCUCCCACCAAAAGGAAGAGCAAGUUCUCAGGCUUUGGCAAGAUUUUCAAGCCCUGGAAAUGGAGGAAAAAAAAAAGUAGUGAUAAAUUCAAAGAGACAUCAGAAGUUCUAGAGCGAAAAAUAUCUAUGCGCAAACCAAGAGAAGAGCUGGUUAAAAGAGGUGUUCUGUUGGAAGACCCUGAGCAGGGUGUUGAGGAUCCAGGAAAGUCAAGCUGCACUGUGUUAAAGAAUGGCCACACCACCCCUGUAGGGAGCGUUAGAUCUCCCAGUCCAGUCCACACAGAGGAAGAACCAGCAAGCAUAGCAAAUCCUAGGAAAGCUACUCCAGAAGAAGACCCAAAGAAGCGACUUGGCUCAACUGGAAGCCGGCCUAAUUCUGAAGGAGAGUCUGCUCCUGAGAAUGUACCCAAACAGCCUUUACUUCCCCCGAAAAGACCCUUAUCCUCUUCUUAUGAAGCAAACGAAGGACAAGCAAAGAAUGUCACUUCUUCUGGCAGCAUGACGAGGUCCAUCUCUUCUGCUUCCACCUCUUCCAUCAACACAGCACCUAGUGCCACCACUGCUGCCACAAAUCUAGCAAAGACUGCUAACUCCUUCGUUACACCUUCCCCGGCACCCAGGACUCCGUGUGCAGCUCCUGCCAGCACUAACACUACUACUACCCCAAGCUUUAUGCAUACAGUCCCUGCCAAGCAGCCUCCAGUUCCUCCACCUAAACCAGCUCAUAGAAAUAGCAACCCUGUCAUCGCUGAACUGUCUCAAGCAAUAAACAGUGGUACAUUAUUAUCAAAACCAUCCCCACCCUUGCCACCCAAGAGAAUCAUUCCAUCAGGCUUGGUGUCCACCUUGGAGCUUGCUGCUGUUGUGACCACGAAGACACCAAGUGAUCAAAGAGAGAAGAACACAGGCUCUGUAGGCUCCGAACCACUGCUGAUGAUGCCACCCCCCACCCCCUCCCCACCACUGCCUACUCAUAUUCCUCCAGAGCCCCCGCGGUCCCCUCUAGUCCCUACUAAGACUUUUCAAGUUAUGCCAGAAAUUGAGUUUCUUCCACCCUUAGAUCUACCCCAUGAGGCUCACCAGCAGGAAGAUCAGAAAAAAGAAGUCCCCAAGAGGAUAUUGGACCAGAGCUUUGGAGAGCCCCAUAUACCCUCUAGGCUGCCCCCAGUCCCACUGCAUAUUCGAAUCCAGCAGGCCCUGACCAGCCCACUUCCCACGACGCCUCCCUUGGAGGGCUCUCACAGGGCUCAUUCAUUGCUCUUUGAGAACGGUGACAACUUUUCUGAAGAUAGCAACACCCUGGGUCGGACCAGGUCACUUCCUGUCACUAUUGAAAUGCUGAAAGUUCCAGACGAUGAAGAAGAGGAGGAGCAAAUCUGCCCGUCUGCGUUCAGUGAAGGUGUGACAUCUACCUCAGUCAUUCCUAAACUGCCACAGUGUCUACAGGAGGAAGAGGAAGAAAAGGAGAGUGACUCUGAUUCAGAGGGUCCCAUUCAGUACCUAGAUGAAGAGGAUGAAGACGAAUGCCAUCAGAGUGCUCUGGCCAACAAAGUGAAAAGGAAAGACACACUGGCAAUGAAGCUGAACCAGAGACCCAGUGAACCAGAGUUGAACUUGAACUCUUGGCCUCAUAAAAGCAAGGAGGAGUGGAAUGAAAUACGGCACCAAAUUGGAAACACACUGAUCCGGCGACUGAGUCAAAGACCAACACCAGAAGAACUAGAACAACGAAAUAUACUCCAGCCUAAAAAUGAAGCUGAUCGUCAGGCAGAAAAACGAGAGAUUAAACGUCGACUCACUAGAAAGCUCAGUCAAAGACCAACUGUGGCUGAACUACUUGCCAGGAAGAUUCUGAGGUUUAAUGAGUAUGUGGAGGUAACAGAUGCUCAGGAUUAUGACCGACGAGCCGACAAACCUUGGACCAAACUGACUCCUGCUGACAAGGCUGCCAUAAGAAAAGAAUUAAAUGAAUUUAAAAGCUCAGAGAUGGAGGUGCAUGAAGACAGCAAACAUUUUACACGCUAUCAUCGUCCAUGAUGCUGGAGUGUGAGAGAGGAGCUGUGUGACCUGCCCCCCAGAAACAAGGCUGCUUAGCUGCUCAGUCUCGAAUGACAUUGGAGGGAACUCUAGCACUUCUCAGCGCUGCCAGAAUCGCAUCCUCUGGGAUCUAGAUCUGGGGUACACAGCACUUCUAUGAAUGUAGCAUUUCACUGGAAGGGAUUCCCACGUGCUACCCUGGGACAAAAGUGAACACUCGUCAGUGUUGUUGAGCUUUUCAAUAUUGCAACAUACUUGAGGGGCUUUCUCGACCCAGCCACCAAAGUUCUGGGCCACUUGCAGGUUCUGGGUUUUAUUGGCUCCCUGUACCCUCAUCCCAUGAUGGCUGUGCUCAUAGUUGCACCAUUAACCUUACUUGCCCCGCCUGGGUUCUGAGACCCACUUGUGCAGCAGUAAUUCCAGCCAUCUGCAGGUCCUUUGACAGAGAAGCCCCUACCUCCAGGGGAGGCCGCACCCACGCUGGCGUGUCAGUGGAAAGCGCGCACUGAACCGCCUGUGACAGCAAUACCGUCCUCCGCGGGCUCUGAGCCGGCGGGCCUUCAGGAUCUGACAGAAGUCGUCCUGAUUGUAUUAAAAAGUGCUCUUGAAGAUGGAAUGGGAACUUUAUGUUUUCCUUGUCAUAAACAGUCUGAGCUGCAACCAGAAUCUAAGUUGGUUAAAUGAAAAAAAAAAAAAAAAGUGUGUAUUUUCUACACAUGAACACAAACAAAAGGCCUUAAUCUUAAUACCAGCUUGGCAGAAAACUGACUUGCGGCUGAAGUUUUACAGGCUGUUGUAUUAUGUGAAAUGUUACUGUGCAUCACUCUAACCAACAGAUGUAUUCUCCAUGAAGCAGCGUUUUAGCACCUCCUUGGGAGCACCUGUGUGCUGUCGGUCCCCACGCUCCCAGCCAGAAUCACAACUAAGUUGUAAGGGGUGUGGGGUCUGCCAGAGGAACAGGGCUGGGGAGCAGCAUGGAGGGGCUCGGUCACAGCCCACUGCUCCUGUCUCCUUCCCAGUGCUGUCUGCCCUCUCCUGCUGCACAGUCCCUUUCCACGCCAGUCCUGACCCUCCUGCCCUCCUGUGGCAGCUGCCACCUCGCUCACCCCUUCUCAUCCAUGCAGUAGCCAGUAUGGUUGUUACCUGGGCAUGGACCCAGCCCCCAACUCCUUUUGUAUUUAUAAUAUAUAUUAAUAUGGUUUCCUGAAACGAAAUUUUUAUUUUUAUGGAAAACCAAUCAGCCUCACUAUUUCCAUCUAAUUCCUAUCCAGACUAUAAGUGGGAAAACAUAACUUCUAUUGUAACUGAAGACUGUGACUUUCUUUCACUUAAUGUUUAGGACAUUGUGGCCUUGCCAUGGGUUUCUUCUGAGUUACCCUGCAGUCCCUGUCUUGUUAUAUGUGCGUCCUUCACGUUUUCUUCCUUUCACGUCCAUUAAAGACUUGUUGAAGAAUCAGACUAUCAGGUCAAAAAAAAAAAAGCUGAAGUGGCCUUAAAGGUAGUGUCUUCUCUGUGGGGAAAAGGAGGGAUUUGGAUUGCUCAGUUACUGUUAGACGUUUCUGGCUAUGGAAGUAACACUAGAACCACAUCUUCUUGAGCUCAGUACCACUCGGAGAUCAGCGAUGAUUCUCCUGAUCUGUAGAGGUCUGAAUGUAAGGUGGCCCACGUGACGUGACUGCCACCUGGACUUGUAACCUCUUGCUCGACGGUGUGGGGACUGCUUGGCUUUAUGCCCGCAUUCUCUGUGGCCCUCAUUUAAUGAGGUUUUCCAAUCCUUCCUUCACUGCCUUUCUUUCCCUUAAUGUGCCAACCCUGAAACAGGACUUGAUUUCUGGAACUACUUGUCUGCCUCUAUGUGCCACCAAGGAAUCUGGAUGAAUGUUCUCAUGUUCUUGAAAUAAGACACUCUGGGGGUCAAAGUCUGUUGAGGGUUUUUUUGUUGUUAUGUAUAUAAAAAUGGAUCUUGUGUUCCUUUGCUGUGUAAGUUGGUACUGUCAUGGAAACUCACAAUCAUUAUGUAAAAAAGAAAUAAAAGCCUGGUAUACUUCAAGAUUCUUCCCUGAUGUACAGAAUCUCCUUGUAAAAUAAAUCAUUUUGUUGUA
Oryctolagus cuniculus (rabbit) is the source of this 5629-nucleotide messenger RNA. It is a transcript of the gene PHACTR4, whose product is annotated as phosphatase and actin regulator 4. NCBI's taxonomy places the organism in Eukaryota, Metazoa, Chordata, Mammalia, Lagomorpha, Leporidae. The record is from RefSeq and is a predicted model, not a curated record. Gene Ontology annotation, biological process: neural crest cell migration; actin cytoskeleton organization. Gene Ontology annotation, molecular function: actin binding.